GGCUACAGAGUAAAAAAUCCAUCACUUUGGCCUCCAAAUUUAAAACCAUGCCCGAAACACCUUGUAAAAGACCACCUCUGGGCACUGUCAACGUUAAUGAAUCUUUUGAAAGUGCCAUGGUUAAUAACUCAUUUGAAUCGUCCAAUGCAUCAACCGUGUUAAAUUCCUCUGCUCACAAAAUGGCCACUUCGUCAGUAGCCAAAUCGACAAGAACUGGGAGCAGCUCAUCGGAGAUAGUAUCUCCAGACUCUUCCAAAAUGUCGCCGAUUUCAAUUGACGGGAUCACCAGAGCUGCUAGAAGUAGUGGUGGUUCGAAUGGAAGCGGACGCCCUGUUUCAAGAAGUCAAAAGGCAAUCAACACAUCUGAUUUGGAAAGCUGUAUUUUGAGAUUCACCAACGAGUUUGAUGAUUUAUAUGAUGAUGAAAGUCACCACAGUACAAGCAUCUUUCGAGAUGGAAGUGAAACAAAGGCACAUUCACCAGCGACUCGAACAGAGAAUACUUCUCCCGAUGGCUGCAGGAGACCAUUGCAAGGUUUGAGCAAUACGAGGAAUGCUUUUAGCGAGUUUGGAACUCAAAAUAAUUCUCAUAAGGGACAAGCAUUAUUCAACCGCCAUAAAUUGUCGAAUGAAUCAUCCCAUGAAGAUUUUAUGGAUGAAGACCUUGAUUUGGAGAAUAUCGACGAGAUGAACUUUGAUGGUUUUUCUGAGUUUGGAUCGCUGGAAAAUUUGCCUCCCACUCCUACUCGUUUGGGUGCGCCACACAGUCAACAUGGUACCAGAGGAGCACACAAUUACUUAGACGGAAGUACGCCUACGAAACACAAUUCAAGCUGGCACACGGCUUACUCUCAUUGUUCGACCCAUAACAUGUUCAGCUCGGGAAAAAUGGGAGAACGUAUCAAUAUGGGUCCUCCAAAACUGUCAUCCGUGACUGCCCAUAGCCCCAAAACUCCCGUGGAUCCCUCAUUCACUCAAACAUUUCAGAGUACACACAACUCGGACUCGCAUGCUGAUCUAACGUCGGAGAGUUCAUCCACGUUCUCACUUGCGAACUAUGGAGCUCACACUCAGCCAUUAGCUUUCGAUGAAUCCUUGGAGAAAAAAAACCAAAUUGACUACCACUUGAUGUCAAAGUUUGGAAAUUGUAGUUUGAUAGGGGCAGGAGAGUUUUCUGUGGUGUAUGAGAUACAAUACGAAGGUAUCAAAUAUGCAGUCAAGAGAACAA
Messenger RNA from Ogataea polymorpha, 1227 nucleotides. RefSeq lists its product as uncharacterized. The record is from RefSeq and is a predicted model, not a curated record. NCBI's taxonomy places the organism in Eukaryota, Fungi, Ascomycota, Pichiomycetes, Pichiales, Pichiaceae. The transcript has a single exon. The annotation marks the transcript as partial.